Messenger RNA from Eurytemora carolleeae, 1021 nucleotides. Its product is annotated as aggrecan core protein. The transcript has 6 exons. The record is from RefSeq and is a predicted model, not a curated record. The coding region runs from base 73 to 972 and encodes 299 amino acids. Lineage: Eukaryota; Metazoa; Arthropoda; Copepoda; Calanoida; Temoridae.
UUGCAGUCCCUUUCUAGAAUAUAUAAAUACUGAGAUAGUAGUUCUUUAAAUAGUUAGAUUCAUUCCUUCAAGAUGAUGCGUCUAAUCUCUCUAGCUUUUCUAAGCUUGGUUUCAGUGACCAAAAGUCAGAUUUCAGAGGAGUGCCCAGCUGGUUGGAUUGAUGGUAAUUUUCUGGGAUGCUACAAGUUUCUUGACGCCAAGAUAAACAUGUCCUGGGUUGAGGCUCAGCAUGAAUGUGAAGUGGUUGGAGGAUAUCUUGCUGAACCUGUAACAACUGGACAAGCUGAAUUUCUAGCAGAGCUUGCAGCAUUGGAUCAAAGCUUUACAGGAAUAGGAUAUUGGUUUUUGGGUCUUACAGAUUUAGGAUUUGAGGGGGAAUGGAGCUGGAUGCAUAAUGGUGGAGAUCUAGAAGAUUCCUUCUGGGCUGCAAACCAUCCAAGUAACAAAACAGGAAAUAAGAAUGAUUGCGCAGUUCUUGUUCUAAGGAAUAAUGGAUUUACCUGGGAGGAUCAUGAUUGUUUAGCUCCUCAGAUAUCAAACCAUGUUGUUGCUCCAGCAUGCCAAUAUGAUACAGCAGCUCCAUCUACAACAGUAGCACCUGAAACAACAACAGCUUUUAGUUGUCCUUCUGGUUGGUCUGAAUUUGAUGGAAGCUGCUAUAGAUAUUUCUCACAAAGUCAAACUUGGAUAUUUGCUGAAAAGCUGUGCAGAGAUGAAGGAGCAUCUUUAGUCUCAAUUCAUUCCUCUGAAGAAAACAGUUUUGUUCUCGACUUAACGUCUCGUUCAAAUUGUUGGAUUGGUGCCUACAAAACUGGAAGUAAUGAUUUUUUCUGGUCAGAUUUUACUGAGAAUGACUUUUAUGAUUUUUAUGAUUCUGAUACUGGUUGCAUGUAUCAGUACGGUAGUUAUGGUUGGACCGGUACAAAUUGCCAUUCUUCAAGCUAUACGUUUCCCUUUGUAUGUAAAAAAUGAGUAACUUUGGCUAUGUAUUAAAUAAAAAAUUUCUCUAUCUGUGUUCAAA